This is a messenger RNA of Monodelphis domestica (gray short-tailed opossum), 975 nucleotides long. RefSeq names its product S100 calcium binding protein A10 (gene S100A10). Gene Ontology annotation, molecular function: calcium ion binding; transmembrane transporter binding; calcium-dependent protein binding. The record is from RefSeq and is a predicted model, not a curated record. NCBI's taxonomy places the organism in Eukaryota, Metazoa, Chordata, Mammalia, Didelphimorphia, Didelphidae. Gene Ontology annotation, cellular component: cytoplasm.
CACACACAGCCUACAUUCUAAAAGUAAAUCAAGUGGGAAGUAGUCGGUCUUUGUUCCGGGAUGCCCAGAAGCCUUCCACGGGGAAGCACCAGUCUGGCCAGAAGAGAACACAGGCGCGCGCGUACACAACCGGAGGAGGGAGGGGACUGGAAAGAGUUAGAACCUGGGCAUACUAGAGGUGGGAGGGCGGGCAGAAAAGGGAGGGAGGGACAAGAGGAGGCACUGUGCAAUCAAAGGCUACCCCACUCUCCCCUGCCCAGCCCCACGUUCCUCCCUCUCUCCCACCCACCCCCAGGAAACUCUUAGGCUAAAAGUGCUCGCUACAGGCUUCUCACUGUGUGUGUGCAUCUCCGCUCAGCUGCUGUUUCUCGCUGAGGCAAGGUUUCAGAAGACACCACCAAGAUGCCAUCUCAAAUGGAACACGCCAUGGAAACCAUGAUGUUUACAUUUCAUAAGUUUGCUGGAGACAAAGGCUACUUAGAAAAAGAAGAUCUAAGAGUUCUCAUGGAAAAAGAGUUCCCUGGAUUCUUGGAAAACCAGAAAGACCCUUUAGCUGUGGACAAGAUUAUGAAAGACUUGGACCAGUGCCGAGACGGAAAAGUGAACUUCCAGAGUUUCUUCUCACUAAUCGCUGGGCUGACCAUUGCGUGUAAUGACUAUUUUGUCGUACACAUGAAGCAGAAAGGCAAAAAAUGAACCCAAGCUAAGAAACUCCUCCCAAUCCUGACCCAUUGCAGUAUCCCAAAUGGUCAUGUUCAAGAUAUCCCGUAUGGCUGCCCCAAGGAUGAGGGAGUUGCAUGAGCAGACCCAGGCCCUUAGAAGCCCUUAGAAUGUUCAAAUGAACUCCAGGCUUACAAUUUGACAGCUAGGGAAAGAAAAUAUAAAUAUAUGCGAGAGAAGCUUUUGAUAUUUUUUUUUCAUAUUAUAUGCACCCUCUACCCCACAAUAAAAAGAGAAAACAUCCUUUUAAAUGUC